AAUUUUUAAAGUCAAAUUUUGACAACCGGUUAUGAUUAUUUGCCGAAUCCAAGAAAACAGAAGUUAUUUAUGUUCUUCAAAUUUAGUGGAACGAUAAACUGUGUCGUUCACCAUUUUGAAAUAAUUCGAUGUGAGAAUAAGUUCAUAUCAUCUUUGGAAUAUCGUAUAUCAUUGUUUAUUCUAAGUUUUACCUCGGAAGCUGCAGCAUCCAUCGAACAACAAAAUGGACGCCAGUAAUUUAACUUUCGAUUCGAAUAUUAUCAGAUCUUUGUAUACGUACAUUGUAGAAGAUCUAGCCGAUCCGCGCGCGAAAAAUCUUCCCUUACUACAUAAUCCCAUGUGGGUCGUUUCUAGUAUUGUGAUUUAUUUGAUUCUUGUGUUAAACAUUGUUCCUAAAUGGAUGGUUGACAAGAAGCCUUUCAAACUGUAUCACCUGAUAUUGGUCUACGACGCCAUCGAAAUCAUCGGAAGUGGGAUAGCAAUUUAUUUAUUUUUCAAACAUGGCUGGAGAUGGAGUUAUUUUCAUGAAUGUAAAACCCCCGACUUUUCCGACGAUCCGAAUUCGCUUGGAUUCUUGAGGGCAGCAUACUUUACGUAUCUUUUGAAGUUGUCUGAGCUGAUCGAAACGGUGAUGUACGCGUUGCGGAAAAAGAACAAUCAAAUAAGCGCAUUUCAUGUUUACCAUCACUGUUAUGCUCUGGUGACAUCGUGGGGAUUUGCCAAGUAUGGAGGCGGGAGCAUGCUGAGCUACACCAUAAUAGUGAACAGCAUAGUGCAUGUUGGGAUGUACACUUACUAUCUUCUUUCGAUAUACGCCCAAAAGCUGCCAUUCAGUUUGAUUCCUCUUAAAAAACUAGUCACUGUGCUGCAAAUCUUCCAAUUGAUUACCGUUUUGGGAAAUCUAGCAAAUGCCAUGAAAAGUACUUGUACUGUUCCGAUCUUGCACUGCCUGUACCACGGCCCAAACAUGGCAUUGCAAAUCAAACUAUUUUUGGAUUUCUACAACUCUGCCUAUCGAUCUAAGCCGAACGAUUCUAUGAACAAAAAUCAUCAAAAAACGCAAUAAAUUUCUGUAAACAUAGCAGCAUGAUGAGGUAAAUUUAAACGAUAAGAGUUUAGAAUAAAUGUGAAGAGUUAUAAACAGACUCAGAUACUAUAGUUAGUGUCCAGAUUCAGAAAUUCAUUUUCCAGCGCUAGAAGCGAUCAUGAGGUAAACAAGUAGGGGAAAAUAGUAACUUUCAAAUGAAAUUAGGGCAAAAUAAGUGACCACAUCAAACCAAAAAUUUCAUCAAUAGAGGCUCCAAAAACUUCAACCAAUAAAUUAAAUAAUCAAUUUGUGAUUUUAAAUACAGUUUUCUAUAAGG
Messenger RNA from Uranotaenia lowii, 1364 nucleotides. Its product is annotated as elongation of very long chain fatty acids protein 1-like. The record is from RefSeq and is a predicted model, not a curated record. Bases 224 to 1066 code for a protein of 280 amino acids. Gene Ontology annotation, biological process: sphingolipid biosynthetic process; fatty acid elongation, monounsaturated fatty acid; very long-chain fatty acid biosynthetic process. Lineage: Eukaryota; Metazoa; Arthropoda; Insecta; Diptera; Culicidae. Gene Ontology annotation, cellular component: endoplasmic reticulum membrane. Gene Ontology annotation, molecular function: fatty acid elongase activity. The transcript is spliced from 4 exons.